This is a messenger RNA of Alternaria viburni, 873 nucleotides long. RefSeq lists its product as uncharacterized. NCBI's taxonomy places the organism in Eukaryota, Fungi, Ascomycota, Dothideomycetes, Pleosporales, Pleosporaceae. The record is from RefSeq and is a predicted model, not a curated record. Bases 1 to 873 code for a protein of 290 amino acids. The transcript has a single exon.
AUGUGCGCCGAGAUCAUUGCAAGUCAUUCUAUGCUCCACGCCCUUCCCAAUGAAAUCCUCACUCUUAUCUUCGAUCACUUGUUCGACGAUCAGCGCCAGCAAGCUGAGCUGGAUAAUGAUGUUCGCGAAUACGACCUUCCAACCACCUACUUAACACUCUACGCUUUAGCGCGCACCUGUCGCGGUCUGUCUCAAGUCGCAAGGGACAUUCUCCGUCAGAAAUGCGCAUGGGAAUUCCGGCACCCGAUCGGACCUUUCGCACAACGAGCACAGACCGAGCGUUAUCAUGGUAAAUAUCCAGAUUGCAGGCAAAUAGAGGUGUUGAGCGAUGCUAGGUGGGAUGGAAGGUCAUUUUACGACGGACUGGCAGAAGAAGAGCUCAAGGCAGCUUUGGCGACCCAAGAAGAUUGGCCAGAGAAUGUAUGGGAAAUACUUGAGAAAGAUCCCGCUCAAGUUCAGCUCGCAUUACUUGUCGCGAGAUCACCCAACCUGCGAGAGUUCAUUAUGGGCGCUCUGCACAUAGAAAUGGCGCCCGACGAUCUCCCCAUAUGGCUUUAUCCUAUCAUCCAGGGUGCGCACAGCAACUUGGUCAACGUCACACACGAUCCAGUCUAUGGCAACCUCCAGAUUGUCGACAUAGACAUGCAGAAUGUCAUUACCCCUCUUGUAGGCCACCUUUUUGCUUUACCGCUUUGGGCCAGUUGCAAACCAUGUGUCAGACUGGUUCCGCAUCAGCACUCGUGGCUGCAGGCAAGUUCGCUGAAGACGCUGCAGCUGGACAUGCUAGAGGAUUUGCCUGCGAUGUACAUGGUGUUUGCUCAAGGGCCUGAUCAGAGAGUAUCGGGGAAGCGACAAGAUGAAGGUGUCAACUGA